AUGGACGACACAUACAAGCGACUCGCAUCAGAAAUAUGCACCGCAGCCGUCAAAAAGUCACCCGGCAGACUAUUGGUCGGCGUCGCAGGGCCCCCCGGAUGUGGGAAAUCGACUAUCGCCGAGCAAGUGGUAGAAAUUAUCAACGAAUCAACCUCGACUGACGCCCUUUGCCACGCACAAGCCGUAUCCUUGGAUGGAUUUCACUAUACUCGCAGCUUUCUGAAUACACUUCCAAAUCGGGAAGAAGCCUAUGUUCGACGAGGAGCUCCUUGGACUUUCGACAUUGAUGCCAUCCUUGCUUUCGUUACCAGCCUUGCGGUGUCUGCAACAUUGCCAGCCACAAAACGACCACGGAUACGAGCACCAUCCUUCGACCACGCCUUGAAGGAUCCGAAAGUGGAUGACAUCGAGAUAUCUCCGGGCACAUCAAUCGUACUGCUGGAUGGAAAUUACUUGCUCCUGGACGAGGAGAAAUGGAAGGACAUCAACCCUCACCUCGAUGUGAAGAUUUUCGUUGACGUUGAUGCCAGCGUGGCACGUGAAAGAGUGGCAAAGCGACAUGUGGCUGCCGGUAUCGAGCCAACAUUAGAAAAGGGCCAGGAGAGGUUCGAUCUCAAUGAUGCGAUCAAUGGAGAACUGAUCCGGGGGAAUAUAGUAUCAUGUGACUUGGUGGUCAAGAGUAUACCGGCCACAUAG
Molecule: messenger RNA, 696 nt
Organism: Rhinocladiella mackenziei CBS 650.93
Lineage: Eukaryota; Fungi; Ascomycota; Eurotiomycetes; Chaetothyriales; Herpotrichiellaceae
Exons: 1
Coding region: 1-696 (231 amino acids)
Cellular component (GO): cytoplasm
Molecular function (GO): ATP binding; kinase activity
Source: RefSeq, a predicted model, not a curated record